AUGGAUGCAAAUUAUUUUCUUGCUCAGAGCAGGAGCCCUCUCUCAACUUUGGCUCGCCGGAGGCACCCUUGUAAACCAGUAUGCUCUCCUGUUCUUGCCGUGCUCACGAGGCCCUCGGAAAACGUAACAAAAGAAGCAAGAAAGACUAACUUCUAUAAUGAUAACUGGUUCGAUCAGAUAGCCAUAAACCAUCUAUCCCAGAGUGUUCAAGCUGCAACAGGGUUAAGGAACAGCAAGAGUGGCUAUGAAAGCUUGGUGGAGGCAGCUCGAAUGGCAUCACAAAACUUUAAUCCAAUUCAACAACGUGAAGUGGUCAUUCACGCCCUCGAGAGAGCCUUCCCAAGGCCAAUCCUCUCUUUGAUAAAGACACUGCUACCCCAAUCUAAAUUAGCAAGGGAAUAUUUUGCAGCCUUCACCACUGUGUUUUUUGCUUGGCUGGUGGGAUACUGCGAGGUAAGGGAGUCGGAGCUCAACGGAAGAAGAGAGAGGAAUGUAGUCCACAUAAAAAAGUGCAGGUUUUUGGAGGAGACCAAUUGUGUGGGAAUGUGUAUUAAUCUCUGCAAAAUGCCAUCCCAAGCCUUUAUCAAGGACUCCCUGGGAAUGCCAGUCAAUAUGGUCCCUAAUUUUGAUGAUAUGAGUUGCGAGAUGAUAUUUGGUCAGGAUUCCCCAGCUUCAACCGAUGAUCCAGCACUCAAGCAACCAUGCUAUAAACAAUGCAAAGCAAAGCAGAAACACAGCAUGAAGUGCUCCACUUAAUGCAGAGGGGAGG
Molecule: messenger RNA, 769 nt
Organism: Juglans regia (Persian walnut)
Lineage: Eukaryota; Viridiplantae; Streptophyta; Magnoliopsida; Fagales; Juglandaceae
Product: beta-carotene isomerase D27, chloroplastic-like
Exons: 7
Coding region: 1-756 (251 amino acids)
Molecular function (GO): iron ion binding
Source: RefSeq, a predicted model, not a curated record